AUGAAUUUUGAUACUAGUCAGCUACAAUCAAGUAGUGCCUUCGAAGCAGUAGUUAGAAAGAAAGAAAAAUUUAAUACCUCAAAAUUUGAAUCACGUCAAUAGCAUUUUGACCUAAAUGACAUUUCGAAAAUUGGAGAAAUAGAUAAAUAGGAUGAAAGCUACUUAGAUAAGUAAAGGAUAAUAUCAAUUUAGGAUUAAAAUCAAUCUGUAAUAACAAAUAAUCAAGGUAACGUUAUCUAAUCAUCAAAAACAAUCACAAUGCAGUUGUCUGAUAUAGUAAAAAGAGUAAGGCUGAUGUAGGCAGCAAAAAAACUUGUCAACAGUACUCGCUCUAGGAUGCUAAAAAAUAUGAAAACUCACUAGUACUCACUAAUUAAUGAUAAAUCUUAAGAUUUUACUGAUAUGAAAAAAGAUUUCUUUUAAAAUUCUAUUUUCUCUUUUGCAAUAAGUAGAGAUUCAAAAUGGGUGUUUGCUAAGAAGAUAAUUCAAUAAUUUAUUUUUUUUUUGUAAAAAAUUCCUGUUAUAAACCCUUCUAGCCGUAAAAAAUACUUUUGGGAUAUUUGUGUUUGCUUGGUUUUAAUCUAUUCCUUUUUUAUUAUACCUGUGAUGGUGUGUUUUAGUUUGCAAGAAUCUGAUGUUUCGCUUAAAAAUAUAUUAGAUAUCAUACUUAUUGUUAACUUUUUAAAUAUUUUGAUUCUUUGCAAUACAGGUUUUUACAAGCGAGGUGUGCUUAACAAAAAUAGGGUAAGUAUCUGGAGAAAAUAUUUUAAUGAGUAAAUGAAAAUUGAUUUUUGGUCUCUUAUCCCUUUGCUUGUAUAUAGAUUCUUAGCUUUGAAUUUUAUCGAAUAAUUAGGCUAUUACUAAUUUAUUACACUUUCAAUUAUUAUAAAAUGGAAAGAAAUUUAGAAGAUAUUUAAUAAUACCUAGUAAAAGUAUAUUCUUUUUCCUAAUUUGAGAAACAUUUUUAAAUUACUUAGCUUGUUCUUUAAAAUUCUUUUUAUUGCUCAUGGAUGUGCCUGCUUCUGGAUAAUAGCAGGAAGGUUAUCUCAAAAAUAUUAGGAUUAAAAUUGGUUAAGUUAUAAAAAUUUAGAAGGUGAUAGCUGGAACAAAUAAUAUUUGUCUGCAUUUUAUUUUUGUUGUGUCACAAUGACAACUGUUGGUUAUGGAGAUAUAUCGCCUCAGUCUACUAUAGAGAUGUUUUUUUGUAUUGUUAUUUUAUUGUUUGCUUGUGGUGUGUUUGGUUUUUCUAUAAAUACAAUUCAAGCCAUAUUGUAAGAUUUCAGUAAAGCAGAAAACGAAAUUCUAGAUAAGAUGUACAUUAUAAAAAAUUAUCUAAACAAGAAACAAAUAAACCAAAUACUCUCUAAAAAUGUGACAGAAUAUCUUGAAUAUUUUUGGAGGGGAAAUUAGCAAACUAACUAAGAAGAAGAGGAAAAAAUGAUCAAAUAGCUUCCUGAUUAUUUAAGGAAUGAAUUGCUUAUCGAAUCUAACAAAAUAAUACUUAGAGAUAGCCUAAUUUUUUAAAAUAAUUUUAGUGAAGAAGUUAUACAUGCAACUAUUCCUAUUAUUCAAGAAAUAAAUUUUACACCUUUAGAGGUUAUUUAUACAGAAAACGAUGAAAAUAUUGAUAGAUCUGUUUACUUCGUACAGGAAGGAAUAGUAGAAGUAUAUUUAGAGGUUAUUGAACAUUUAUAACCUGGUUUGGGAUCUAUCUAAAAGUCUUACAAAGUUAUUAAAAGAUUAAAAAAAGGAGAUUGCUUUGGAGAAAUAGAAUUUUUUACUGAUGGGAAUAGAUAGAUGAAUGUAAGAAGUCUCAGUUUCUCUACUUUACUUAAAAUUAAUAGGAGUGAUUUCAUUAAUACUAUUAAGAAUUUUCCAACUGACUAUGAAUAGUUUUGUUAUAUAAAAGAUAGAUUGAUUUUUUAAAAUGACUAUUCUAAGAUAAGUCAUAAGUGUGCAAGUUGUAACAGUGAAAACCAUCGUAUUGGGUAUUGCCCAUACCUUCAUUUUGUAUCAAAUAAGCCUAAAUUAUUUGCAAUAUUAAAUAAAACAUAGAAUUAGUAAAGAAAUGAGUCAUUCCCAACUCAAAUUACUAACAGAAAAAGAUAGAGGUACAGAUUAUUUCCAUAGUAAAUAAUGGCAUUAGUGAAUAAUUAUGUGCAAGUAAAUGAAGAUUUAGUUGAAGAAUUUAAUGAGAAAUAUUUAUCUUUUGAUAUAAGCAAGUGUGAUAUAUGUUCUAAUUUAGUUAAUUUAUAGCCAUCAAACCAGUAAUACCUCCACUCUAAUUCAGAUUAAGCAGCUGCAAAUCCAUUGCUGAAUUUAUACACGGUUAGUAAUAAAUAAAAUAAUGAAGGCAAUUAACCAAAAUAAAAAAAUGAUUUAGCAAAAAAUGGAAAAUCUGGGGCUAACAAAUUAAAUAACAGCAUCGGAAACUAAAAAAUUUUGACAUUUUAAUAACAAUUUUAAAAUAAUAAUCUAAGUCUUCACUCUUACCAAUAAAUUGAUGAAUAGUAACCAUAAAAAAUGAAUAACUUAAGAAAUGCUGGAAAAUUAUAAUCAAAAAUUUCAGCUAGUAUUUUAGAAGGGACAGAUUGUUAAGAAAACUACUCUCCCAAAGAUUACAAAUUAUAACCUAUUUCUCUAUUAAAGUAAUAGAGUCAAAGCAUAGAAUUAAAUAACCACUGUAACUAAGUUUUUUAAAAUAAUCAGUAGCAGCACAUUAAUUAAUUAAUUUAAAAUUAAAAUGGGAUGUACUCUAAUAUGAAUAGCUUUAUAUUUUAGUAAAGUCCAGAUUUAGAUAAUUAAGAACAAACUUCUUUGUAGACUAAAUUAAAUAAAUAAAUUGCUAAUAAUUUCUAAAAUGCUAGCAUUAAUAAUCAAUUGUAUAAUAAAAAUUAAAGUAUGUAGAAUAUGGAUUAAGACUAGUAAUAAAGAGAUGAAAUAUACCUAAGAAAAUUAUCUAUGUUUUACACAUAUGAGGAUGUGUUGAAUAUUUAUAAUUCUUAGAAUAACUAAUAAAAUUUUCAUAUUAAGAAAUUAUUUUUUGAUAUUUUUUAUGGUGAGUUUGAGAAGAUUAAAGUAUUUGAACUUUAUUAUCCACUCAAUAAUUUCUAAUAUGUUGUAAAGCAAAUUCACAUGGACUCAAACCAAAAAAAGAAAAUGAGAUAAAAACUUCUUGAGCAGUAAAGAUAAAACAUGAAUAAAAUUAUUAUGAAAAAGAAGAAGAAAAACGGAGGCAGAGCAUCAGUUAAUAUAACUUCUGCAGAUUAUUAAGUAGUAAAAUUACUAGUUGAUAAAUUUGAAUAGGAAAAUAAGGAGAUUAAAAGUAUGAAAGGAAGUUCAAUAAUGCCAAAUAAUUCAGGAAUGAAUUCAAAUAUUUAUAUGAAUAACUUAAACAUCAAUUCUUCACCCUAAUUUAACAAUAGAAGAAACAGCUUAACAGGCUCUUUAGUUAAUUAUAAAACUUAAAAAUCGGUUAAAAAUAUAGAGAAAACAAAUUUUUAAGACUCUGAAAAUGAAAAUAAUGAAGGGCAAAGUAUUUCUAAAAGUAACAUUACUUAAAAUCAAACAAUAUUUAAUUGUAAACAAAAUCAUAGUCCAUAAAAUAUAUCCUUAUCUAGUUCUGAAGCAAUUGGAGAAUCACGAAAUUCUUCUUAAGUAUAUGACAUAUACAAUAAAUAAUAAUCAGAAUCUAUGUAAUAAAAUUAAGAAUUUAAAUAAUCAUAAAACCAAUCUAAUAAAUAAUAAAAACAAAAAAAAUCAAAUUAAAUCACUCAAAAUGAAAUACAAAUAUUCUUAAAUAUUGAAAAUAAGCUUAGCCCCCCUUUUUUAGAAGAACCUGCAUUAAAUAAUGAACAUUCAGAAAUUCCAGACAUUCGUCUGUGUUAAUAUAAUAAUCAAAUAAAUUAAAUUGAUAAUAUUUGA
This is a messenger RNA of Tetrahymena thermophila SB210, 3924 nucleotides long. RefSeq names its product cation channel family protein. The transcript is spliced from 2 exons. Lineage: Eukaryota; Ciliophora; Oligohymenophorea; Hymenostomatida; Tetrahymenidae. The record is from RefSeq and is a predicted model, not a curated record.